AUGCGCGUUUCUUCUAUGGCGAUGCAAGCUGGCCGCGUUGUGCGGAUCGGAAUGAUCCCUGCUGACGGAAUUGGCCGUGAGGUCCUUCCUGUGGCUCAGCGCGUCAUGGCUGCUGCCCCUGGUGCCCCCAAGUUUGAGUUCAUCCCCCUCGAGGCUGGCUUCGAGCUCUUUCAAAAGAGCGGUACGGCGCUUCCCCAGGAGACCAUCGACACGGUGAAGAACUCUUGCGACGGUGCGAUGUUCGGCAGUGUGUCCAGUCCCUCGCACAAGGUCGAGGGCUACUCGAGCCCGAUCGUCCGCUUGCGCAAGGAGCUUAAUCUCUACGCAAACAUUCGCCCGGUGUCGGGCCCUGUGCUCCCUGGCUCGACGAGCCAGUCCCCGGUGGACAUGGUGACGAUCCGUGAGAACACCGAGUGUUUGUACAUCAAGCAGGAGACGAUCGAGGACUCGCCGAACGGCAAGAUCGCUCGUGCCAUCCGCCAGAUCACUGAGCACGCUUCCGAGCGCAUCGGCCGCAAGGCGUUCGAGGUCGCGCGCACCCGCCGCGCGCUCCGCGAGAAGGCCGGCAACGAUACGCCGACCAAGGUCACGAUCUGCCACAAGUCAAACGUGCUUUCGGUGACCGACGGCCUCUUCCGCACCUCGGUUCGCGAGGUCUACGAGAAGGACCAGAAGAAGAACGGCGGCGAGGGCCGCUACGAGGGUGUUGGCCUCGACGAGCAGCUCGUAGACAGCAUGGUCUACCGCAUGUUCCGUGAGCCCCAUGUCUUUGACGUGAUUGUCGCCCCGAAUCUGUACGGUGACAUUAUCAGCGACGGUGCGGCCGCGCUGGUCGGCUCGCUGGGUCUUGUUGCGAGUGUUAACGCAAGCGACAACUUUUUCAUGGGUGAGCCCGUGCACGGCUCUGCUCCCGACAUUGUCGGCCAGAACAAGGCGAACCCGAUUGCGUCGAUCCGCUCGGCGGCGCUCAUGCUCGAGUACAUGGGCUACACGGAGCCUGCGCUUGCCAUGUACCAGGCCGUGGACCGUGUGCUGACGGACGGUACCAAGCUCACGCCCGACCUGCCUGGCGGCACCGCAACCACUUCCGAGGUCGAGGAGGCGGUGCUCAAGGCGCUGUCCAAGUAG
Malassezia japonica is the source of this 1128-nucleotide messenger RNA. It is a transcript of the gene LYS12, whose product is annotated as homoisocitrate dehydrogenase. The record is from RefSeq and is a predicted model, not a curated record. Gene Ontology annotation, molecular function: homoisocitrate dehydrogenase activity; isocitrate dehydrogenase (NAD+) activity; magnesium ion binding. Bases 1 to 1128 code for a protein of 375 amino acids. Gene Ontology annotation, biological process: tricarboxylic acid cycle; isocitrate metabolic process; L-lysine biosynthetic process. The transcript has a single exon. Gene Ontology annotation, cellular component: mitochondrion. NCBI's taxonomy places the organism in Eukaryota, Fungi, Basidiomycota, Malasseziomycetes, Malasseziales, Malasseziaceae.